AUGUUGCGCCGUCUUACCUUUCGAACCUCGCCCCGGUGCAAGUUCCAGAAGAAAACCAGCACAAGCCCAAGCCCAAAGCCCAACGCAGACUCGCUGCCCCACCGCCUCCCAGCAGAAGUCAUCUACCGUAUAAUCGACCGCCACCUUUUCGUCUGCCACGGCCGCGACCUCGACACUCUCAAAGCCCUCGCCCUAACCUGCAAGUCUCUCCGCUCACAUUGCCUGCAGUACCUCUUCGCUUCAAUCGCCAUUCGCAAAUACCCCUGCGCCUGCUGCGGCAACCCGGAAGGUCUCGAAAACCCGUCUGGCCAAGGUCGCGACGCCCUAGAGUUCGCCGGAAUUGUCAAGCAGUCGCCUGAAAUCGCCAGCGUCGUUCGUAGCCUUUGCAUCGAAGCCCUACCGAGACAACGCACUCGCAACAUCCUCUUGAAUACGGGGAAGUCGAGCGACAGUGCAAAGGCUUUCACAUUCAUUAUCAACCGGCUCACCAACCUCGAAGACCUCGAGGCUGAAGCCCUUCAGUGCAAGUGGGAGGACAUCGACACUGCCGUCCAAGCCGCCCUCACUCGUACACUCCAGUCCGACACCUUGAAGACCGUUUCGUUGUCCAUGAUCGACAUUCCGGCUGUUGUGUUGAGCGAAUGUACCAGCGUCGAGUGGAUGACCAUACGGGCAGCGGUCUGGGAUGAUGGGAGGGUGUUGCAAGACGGUCGACGGCUCCCAAGACCGCGCAUUCUCGAGCUCGAUUCAACCUGUACAGACUCGGUCCAGCCACUCUUAAAUGCGCUGGACCUUACGGCCGUAACGACCCUCGACUUGGGGACUAUUGACUUGUACAACGCCGAGUACGACCGGCUCGUGAAGGCAUGCUGGGCCAGCCUGACCAAGCUCACAUUUACUGCUCAGGGCUGGUUGGACCAGCUAGAACAGCACUGUCUACAGCUUUGCCAAGUACCGUUACUUCAAGAAAUCGAAAUCUUCAUCCAGCCGAAAGACCUCACCAACACCUUGUUUUGGAUUGAUUCGUCCCUCAACUCCAGACACUCCCCAGACUGUGGAUCCCUCAGCGACGUCUAUAUCCACUGUCUACCUGACGAAUACACGUGGUCGAGGCAUCAAGAGUACUGGAAAACCUGCUCGCUGAUCCAAGAAAGGCAUUGGCCCAGCACCCGGGCGAUCAAGAUACACGGCUUCUCCCAUAGGAAGCACGCUCGGCUCCCAACCUGGGUAACUAAACGGUCUCUCGGGUUGUUUGGUGACGAGCAUGUGAAAGAACAAGUAUCGUCGGGAAAUGCAUAG
Molecule: messenger RNA, 1299 nt
Organism: Coprinopsis cinerea okayama7#130
Lineage: Eukaryota; Fungi; Basidiomycota; Agaricomycetes; Agaricales; Psathyrellaceae
Exons: 2
Coding region: 1-1299 (432 amino acids)
Source: RefSeq, a predicted model, not a curated record